Messenger RNA from Columba livia (rock pigeon), 2712 nucleotides. RefSeq names its product zinc finger and BTB domain containing 7B (gene ZBTB7B). Gene Ontology annotation, molecular function: protein binding; RNA polymerase II cis-regulatory region sequence-specific DNA binding; DNA-binding transcription factor activity, RNA polymerase II-specific. NCBI's taxonomy places the organism in Eukaryota, Metazoa, Chordata, Aves, Columbiformes, Columbidae. The record is from RefSeq and is a predicted model, not a curated record. Bases 255 to 1667 code for a protein of 470 amino acids. The transcript is spliced from 3 exons. Gene Ontology annotation, biological process: regulation of transcription by RNA polymerase II; positive regulation of gene expression.
CCGGCUGGGGGGUUUGGCGCCCGCCCGGCUCCCCGCGGCAGCGUCCCCGACAUGCCCCAGGAGUUGUGCGUCCACACCCCGGCGAGCCCCGGGGCAGGCGGAGGACCCGGCGAGGGGCCGGGCUGAGACCCGUCAAACUCGCUUCGUGCCAGGGAGGUGACGCUCGGGUGGCCGCGCAGGCGGCGGGGGAGGCGGCAGUGGCCGGUGACCUUCAGCGCCCCGGGUGCCACGUCCGGGGAUGAGCGGUGAGGACGAUGGCCAGCCCGGAGGACGACCUCAUCGGCAUCCCCUUCCCCGAGCACAGCAGCGAGCUGCUCAGCUGCCUCAACGAGCAGCGGCAACUGGGGCUGCUCUGCGACGUCACCAUCAAGACGCAGGGGCUGGAGUACCGGACCCACCGCGCCGUCCUGGCCGCCUCCAGCCGCUACUUCAAGAAGCUGUUUGCCGGGCCGGGGCCGGGGCAGGAGGUCUGCGAGCUGGACUUUGUCGGGCCGGAGGCAUUGGGAGCCUUGCUGGAGUUCGCCUACACGGCCACGCUCACCAUCAGCAGCGCCAACAUGGGCGAGGUGCUGCGCGCCGCGCGGCUGCUGGAGAUCCCCUGCGUGAUCGCCGCCUGCGUGGAGAUCCUGCAGGGCAGUGGGCUGGAGGCGCCCGGCCCCGAUGACGGCGACUGCGAGCGCGCCCGCCGCUACCUGGAGGCGUUUGCCGCCCUCCCCGAGGGGGACGCGCCCGCCGCGCCGCCCCCGCGCCCUGCUGCCCGCCGCAGCAAGAAGACCCGCAAGUUCCUGCAGACCCACGGCGCCCGGCUCAACAACCACGCCGAGGAGCCGCCCGCCGAGGGCGAGGGCUGCGGCAGCCCCCCGCCGCCCCCGCAGCCGCCCUCGCCGCCCCUGCCCGAGGGGCUGCCGCUGCCCUACGAGAGCUUCGAGCUGCCCGAGGAAGAGGAGCUGCCCCCGCACCCCUUCCCCUUCCCCUACCAGCCCAUGUCCCCCGAGGAGGCCGCCUCGGACGAGGACGCCAUCGACCCCGACCUGAUGGCGUACCUGAGCUCGCUGCACCACGAGUCGCUGGCGCCCGGGCUGGAUACGCCCGACAAGCUGGUGCGGAAGCGCCGCUCGCAGAUGCCGCAGGAGUGUCCCGUCUGCCACAAGGUCAUCCACGGCGCCGGCAAGCUGCCCCGCCACAUGCGCACGCACACGGGCGAGAAGCCCUUCGCCUGCCAGAUCUGCGGGGUGCGCUUCACACGGAACGACAAGCUGAAGAUCCACAUGCGCAAGCACACGGGUGAGCGGCCCUACUCCUGCCAGCACUGCAGCGCCCGCUUCCUGCACAGCUACGACCUGAAGAACCACAUGCACCUGCACACGGGCGCCCGGCCCUACGAGUGCUACCGCUGCCACAAGGCCUUCGCCAAGGACGACCACCUGCAGCGGCACCUCAAGGGCCAGAACUGCCUGGAGGUGCGGACCCGCCGGCGCCGCCGCGACGAGCCGCCCCCGCUGCCCGCCGGCCCCGCCGGCCUCGACCUGUCCAACGGGGAGCUGGAGGGGCUGCGCCUCUCCAUCGCCCGGUACUGGUGUCCCGGGCGGCCCAAGGAGGAGGAAGAGGAGCCGGAGGGUGAGGAAGGGCCGCAGCCGGAUGGCGAUGUGCCGGCGGAGACGGCGUGAAGGGGCGGCCGCGCCGGCGGGUGCCACGCCGUGCCGUGCCCACCGCGGUUUCUGUUCCCGUUUCUUCCCCGUCACGGUUCGUUCCCAGUUAUGCAAAGGGGGGAAACUCCCCCCCUGGCUGAUUUGCACAAUGGGGUGGGGGGGUCCCCACCAUCCCCGGGAUCCCCCCCCCCGCGCCGUGCCCGGGUGAGUGGGGGGGGUGAGGGGGAAGUGAGACCGGGGUGUCACCCCCCAACACACCUCCUCCCCCCCACCUAAAGCGGGGCCGGGACUGAGCGCACCCCAAAACCAACCGGGGACAGCGCGAGGCGCCCCCUGGCGGCCCCGCCCCGCGCUCCCCCCGCUUGGCAGGGACCCCCCCCGCGCUGUAAAUAGCUUGUCCCCAUUGUCCCCCCCCCAACCCCCAAAAUCCCGAGCAGCCCCUCCCCGGCGAGCCCCCCUCGCCCCUGCACUCCCGGCUGCUUUCUCUUGGUUGCACUAUUUGGGUGAACCCACCCGGGUGAGGGGCAGCCCCGGCCCCCACCCGACCCCCCCCCCAAAAUCCCCGACCCCCCCCAAAUCCCCUCGGCCCUGUGGGACCCCCCCUCCCAUCCCCAGCGGUCACCCCUCAGCCCUUUGCACAUGCCCCCCCCAGGGCGCAGCCCCCCCCGCCCAGGGGGAGCAGGGGACCGGCACUAUUUGCCUAAAAAAUAAGAGUUUAUCUAUAUUUAAAAGAAGAUGAUGUAAUAUAUUCCCCCCCCCGGCCCCUCCGCUGCUGCCCGCCCGCGCUGCCCGGCCCCCCCGCGUGUCUGUCCCUUGCCAUGGGGUGCCGGGAGGGGUGAUGGGGACGUGGGGCUCUGGGCUCCCGUCGUGGCUUUCAAAGUGCCUUAAUGGUGAACUUGAAAUUUUUCGGCUACUUGAACCUCUUCUGGUGUCAGGAACCAAAAGGAAUAACCGGCGGGCGGCUGCCCCCCCGCCCCGCCGGCCGCCUCUGUCUGUCUGUCUGUCUGUCUGUGUUUGUUUUUUUAAACCGAAGGCUGCUUGGUAAUAAACGGAGAAGCAGGGA